This is a messenger RNA of Drosophila kikkawai, 694 nucleotides long. RefSeq names its product inosine triphosphate pyrophosphatase. The record is from RefSeq and is a predicted model, not a curated record. NCBI's taxonomy places the organism in Eukaryota, Metazoa, Arthropoda, Insecta, Diptera, Drosophilidae. Gene Ontology annotation, molecular function: nucleoside triphosphate diphosphatase activity. Gene Ontology annotation, cellular component: cytoplasm. Gene Ontology annotation, biological process: nucleoside triphosphate catabolic process.
AGCAGAAAACAGCUGAUUGCACCCGCAUGCUCCACCUGAGUGAUUUGCUGCUCUCUUUAUUUACGCUAAUUGUUUUGAUUUAAAUUGUGUAAAUUAAAUAGAGAAAUCAGUGGCAGAAUGUCAAAACCAAUUACCUUUGUGACAGGCAAUGCCAAGAAGCUGGAGGAGCUGUUGGCCAUUCUAGGGCCCAGUUUUCCCCGGCCAAUUGUGUCCCAAAAGAUUGAUCUGCCAGAAUUGCAAGGUGACAUUGAUGAGAUUGCCAUAAAAAAAUGCAAGGAGGCAGCGCGACAGGUAAACGGUCCCGUGCUAGUGGAGGACACCAGCUUGUGUUUCAACUCGCUAGAAGGCUUGCCGGGUCCUUAUAUCAAGUGGUUCCUAGAGAAACUGCAACCGGAGGGCUUACAUCGCCUGCUCCAUGGAUGGGAAGAUAAGUCCGCCCAGGCUAUCUGCACCUUUGGCUAUUGCGACGGCGUUGGAGCAGAGCCUUUGAUCUUUAAGGGCAUUACCGACGGCAUCAUCGUUGAGCCGCGCGGUCCCCGGGACUUUGGCUGGGAUCCCGUGUUCCAACCAAAGGGCUACGACAAGACCUACGCUGAACUCCCGAAGACCGAAAAGAACACCAUAUCGCAUCGGUAUCGCGCUUUGGCCCUGCUGCAGCAGCAUUUCGAGAAGCAGGACAAGCAAAUAAACUAGG